Messenger RNA from Salvelinus fontinalis (brook trout), 5004 nucleotides. RefSeq names its product sialomucin core protein 24-like. The record is from RefSeq and is a predicted model, not a curated record. The coding region runs from base 569 to 1531 and encodes 320 amino acids. The transcript has 4 exons. Lineage: Eukaryota; Metazoa; Chordata; Actinopteri; Salmoniformes; Salmonidae.
CUCUCAUCAGUCCACCGAGAGAAGAACGAGAUUGAACUUCGCUCAACUUUCUAGAGUCUUCCAUGUUAGUUAACACUAUCAGCGUUUGCGUUACUGCGGAAUUGUGAUCGAAUCAACGCAAUAUUAGCCACUUUCAAUGCAACAUACCGAAACAAAACGAACAAUGCAAGAGAUUGCAUUGUAGGCAGAACGCAUCAGAGUAGGAUUCUAUUGCGUUGACAGGCAUGGUCUCAUCCCGUAAACUAUACAGACCGGUGCGGCAUAACCAAUCAGAGCUGUAGUAAGCCUAUAUGCAAAUAGACCAUUGUCAUAAAUGGAUCCAUGUUAUUUGUUUUGAUCUGGACUUUACAGCUGUGGUCGUGAGUAGAUGUGCUUCUUUUGCGAUUAAAGCAAGAGCUGCAUGUGGCCACCUGUGCACAUUUUGUUCAUAUCUUUUGCUAGUUUGUUAUUAGCCCAGUUAUAGAUCAUUUGUAGUCAGCAAUAGGGGAGUGAUUGCUUCCUACAAGAUCCCAACAAGUGUACCUUUCUAGACAUUUUUGAAAAGCGAGUCAGGACCAAAGAGAACACGAUGGCCAUUGAUCACAGACUUUCUCUACCCCUGGCAAGUUUUAUUUUGGCCAUUUCCUUGACUACAACUACAACUCUGACAAGCUCUUCUGAGAGAGGAACUAAUGCCACUGCCACAAAUAUCCGUUUGGUUACUGCAAUCACAGAGACAAUGGCUCCAAACCAGACCUACACCACUGCCAUGCCAACUCCUUCAAAUGUCACUGUUGACGGUGCUCUCUCUACUACAAGUUACCAUAACUCAAGUCAGAACAGCACUGGAACAACAACUCACAGUGCUGUGCAGGACAACUCAACAACCACAACAGCACCGGCUGAGAGCUCAAACACAACCACUGAGUCAACACCAUCAGCUUUGGCCCCUACAGCUAAUGCUACAUCUGCAGCCAUUACAGUCCCGGGUAUAGUCCCCUCCACUCCACCAACCACCCAAGCAGCCAAGACCACUGAAAACCAAAGCAGUACAUCAAAUAUCCCGCCACAACAAUCCACUAAGAAUCUUCCUCAAACCACCAAUGCCGCCACGUCGAUGACAACAGCCACACAUAAUGUGACACAAGGUUUUGGACUAGACAAUUCAGAAAAAGGCAUGACGGUUUUCUUCAGUGUUGUGCUCGGGGUGUUUGUUCUGGGAAUAUUUAUGUACACGUUGAAUAGAUGGAACCAUAUGAGGCAAUACUCACAUCGGCCUCUCUAUAACAACUCUGAGGCCGAAGUGGGUGGAUCCCUGGCAGCAGACGACACACUUGUAAUUUCAGGAGGACUCUACGAUGGUUCACAAAUCUACAAUCCAACUAUGACAACUACUGAUAUGACGGAGGAUGAGUUCAAUUUGGAUAACCGUCUACAUGUGUCCCAGCCAUCACAGUUCCGCCUGGAGUUCUUAACUGAAGAACGAGAGAGCUCCCCAGGCUAUGAGGCCUCGACCUUUCAUGCUUUUCAGCCAAUUGAUGAUGAUUAUUAAUGUCAAAUCUAGCUUCUUCUUUUUUUAAAACAUCACUUUAACAGUUGCAUUGUUUAUACAGUUGAAGUCGGAGGUUUACAUACACUUAGGUUGGAGUCAUUAAAACUUGUUUUUCAACCACUCCACACAUUUUUUGUUAACAAACUAUAGUUUUGGCAAGUCGGUUAGGACAUCUACUUUGUGCAUGACACAAGUCAUUUUUCCAACAAUUGUUUACAGACAGAUUAUUUCACUAUUCACUGUAUCACAAUUCCAGUGGGUCAAAAGUUUACAUACAGUAAGUUGACUGUGCCUUUAAUUAAACAGCUUGGAAAAUUCCAGAAAAUUAUGUCAUGGCUUUAGAAGCUUCUGAUAGGCUAAUUGACAUCAUUUGAGUCAAUUGGAGGUGUACCUCUGGAUGUAUUUCAAGGCCUACCAUCAAAAUCGAUGCCUCUUUGCUUGACACAAUGGGAAAUUUAAAAGAAAUCAGCCAAGACCUCAAUUGUAGAUCUCCACAAGUCUGGUUCAUCUUUGGGAGCAAUUUCCAAAUGCCUGAAGGUACCACGUUCAUCUGUUCAAACAAUAGUACGCAAGUAUAAACACCAUGGGACCACACAGCCGUCAUACCGCUCAAGAAGGAGACGUGUUCUGUCUCCUAGAGAUGAACGUACUUUGGUGCAAAAAGUGGAAAUCAAUUCCAGAACAACAGCAAAGGACCUUGAGAAGAUGCUGUAGGAAACAGGCACAAAAAUAUCUAUAUCCACAGUAAAAAGAGUCCUAUAUCAACAUAACCUGAAAGGCCACUCAGCAAGGAAGAAGCCACUGCUCCGAAACCAAACGCAAUAAACAAACAAAACAAAAUAACAAAAAUAGAAAUGUUUGGCCAUAAAGACCAUCAUUAUGUUUGGAGGAAAAAGGGGGACGCUUGCAAGCCGACGAACACCAUCCCAACCAUGAAGCACGGGGGUGGCAGCAUCAUGUUGUAGGGGUGCUUUGCUGCAGGAGGGACUGGUACACUUCACAAAAUAGAUGGCAUCAUGAGGGAGGAAAUGUAUGUGGAUAUAUUGAAGCAACAUCUCAAGACAUCAGUGAGGAAGUUAAAGCUUGGUCGCAAAUGGGUCUUCCAAAUGGACAAUGACCCCAAGCAUACUUCCAAAGUUGUGGAAACAUGGCUUAAGGACAACAAAGUCAAGGUAUUGGAGUGGCCAUCACAAAGCCCUGACCUCAAUCCUAUAGAACAUUUGUGGGCAGAACUGAAAAAGUGUGUGUGAGCAAGGAGGCCUACAGACCUGACUCGGUUACACUAGCUCUGUCAGGAGGAAUGGGCCAAAAUUCACCCAACUUAUUGUGGGAAGCUUGUGGAAGGCUACCCGAAACGUUUGGCCGAAGUUAAACAAUUUAAAGGCAAUGCUACCAAAUACUAAUUGAGUGUAUGUAAACUUCUGACCCACUGGGAAUGUGAUGAAAGAAAUAAACGCUGAAAUAAAUCCUUCUCUCUACUAUUAUUCUGACAUUUCACAUUCUUAAAAUAAAGUGGUGGUCCUAAGUGACCUAAGACGGGGACCUUUUACUCGGAUUAAAUGUCAGGAAUUGUGAAAAACUGAGUUUAAAUGUAUUUGGCUAAGGUGUAUGUAAACUUCCGACUUCAACUGUAUAAUUUUUUUUUUAUGUAUAUUAUUUUUAUUUUUUCUUCUUAGUACUUUCUUCACCCUACCAUUCCAUCCCUAAUUGGAUUCAGCUAAUGGACAACAAUACUUAUACCGCUACUUACAGUUAUUUCGCUCUAUGAUACCUGUAGUUAAAUAAUUAUACAUGUAUUCUUAACUUCCUCUUUCUUCAAGUGUUGGAUUUUCACCCAUAGCGGCCAAUCCAUUAUUCAUUCUGAUCUUAACUCCAACCCUCCGAUGUCCACAGAUUAACCCAUCUUUCCCAGUGUAAUGCCAUUGUUCCAUUUCCUUUUACAAUACAUCCCUUCAUUUUACUAUGAUGUCUUACGAGGGUCCUGAACUUCCCUAAUUGUAAGAUUUCUACCGAUAUUGCCCUAAAAAUGUAUACUUUACCUAGGCGUAUAAUGAUAUUUCGCAUUGACUGAUUGUGGUUUUUCAGAUCCCCUAACAAGAACCCUUAAUUAAGACUGAACAACCAUUCCUGGACCUGACUCCAAAACCGAGCCACCAAUGGACUGUACCAUGAAAUAUGUUCUAUUGAUUCUGUUUCCUCAUGACAGUCUGCACAAGGCUGACUGUUCAAUGCCCAAUAUACUGAGCAUUCAUUUUGUAGCAAGUAUUUUAUAUUAUAGCUUAAAUUUAAAAGAAUUGAUUGAAGUGUCAAUUCAUAGACCCGAUGCCAAGGUAACGAGACAUCAAAAGCCUGUUGUCAACUGACUUUAAUUUGAUACGUAUUGCUGUCAAACACUUUGACGGAUACAUUUUUUGAUUUAGACUACUCAUUUUAAGCCAUUUAUGAUUUUUAAUGGGUGGCAGAGAUGAAUUCUUUAAUUUCUUCAAAAAGUAAUGGUCUCUUCCAAUUUUGUGGCAGUGCUGCAAUGAGUUGGCUAUAAUUUUGGAUUGAGCAUAUACCUCCAUACACUGUUGUUAGUAUGCUUGUUUGACAUAAGUUUACAAUCUUUUUCACGAUUUUUUCUGUAUAAGUAUAUUGGAGUUUAGCCAUAUUAUUUGCUGUAAAAUUAGAUCUUCCUUUUCUGGAGAAUGAAAUUGAAAUUGUUGCCAACUCUGUAAAAAGGAGGAUACUUGAAACGGAUUGUACACUAAGUGUACAAAACAUUAGGAACAUUUGCUUUCUCCUUGACAUAGACUGACCAGGUGAAUCCAGGUUAAAGUUAUGAUCCCUUAUUAGUGUCACCUGUUAAAUCCACUUCAAUCAGUGUAGAUAAACGCGAGGGCACUGGUUAAAGAAGGAUUGUUAAGACUUGACACAAUUGAGACAUGGAUUGUGUAUGUGUGCCAUUUAGAGGGUGAAUGGGCAAGACAAAAGAUUUAAAUGCCUUUGAACGGAGUAUGGUAGUAGGUGCCAGGCCAACUAGUUCGAGUGUGUCAAGAACUGCAACGCUGCUGGGUUUUUCAUGCUCAACAGUUUCCCGUGUGUAACAAGAAUGGUCCACAACCCAAAGGACAUCUAUCCAAGUUGACACAACUGUUGGAAGCAUUGGAGUAAACAUGGGCCAGCAUCCCUAUGGAAUGCUUUUGACCACCUUGUAGAGUCCAUGCCCCGACGAAUUGAGACUUUUCUUAGGACAAAAGGGGUGAAACUCAAUAUUAUGAAGGUGUUCCUUAUGUUUUCUACACUCAGUGUAUAUACAGUGCAUUCGGAAAGUAUUCAGACCCUUUCACUUUUUACACAUUUUGUUACGUUACAGCCUAAAAUCGAUUAAAUAUGUUUUUUUUCCUCAUCAAUCUACACACCAUACCCCAUAAUGACAAAGUGAAAAAAGGUUUUUAGAAAUGUUUUCAAAAUAAAAAACAGAAGUACCUUAA